AUGGCCACACCUGCUCCUUCCCACGAAUUUCGAAAACUCCGCCUCGACACCAAGCAUGCGAACUCGUCUCAAGACUUUCCCUUCGCCGCUUCCUCGGACGCUGACCAUGUCGCCUCUUCUCAAUUUUCAGAGUCCGAGCUGCUCAACAAUCCGGCCGCUCCCGAUGCAAAUAAUAGCCAACCCUCGACCCGUACCAGAGGCUCAUCCGUGAGCUUCAAAGAGUUUGCGACUCUCGACGACGGUCGCCUGCACUCGCUCGACCAGCCCUUGUCCUCCAGGCCACCUCAACCGCGUCGGCGCAGCACUCGCGACUCGGUCAUGUCGGACGAUACUGCCUCUGCUCCGGCUGCGCCCGAAGAUUCAGUCAGAAUUAACCCUUUCACUGGAGAACCUGUUAGACGACGCACGAGGAGGAGUGAGGCUGCACCACGCCUCGAGACCAUCGACUCGCACGAUGCCACACAACUGCCUUCAUUGACGUCGGCCUCCACAGGGUCGUUGCUGAGUGAGCAACUGAGAAGUCCCGAUACACCUGCAGGCUCGUACUUCAAUGGCUCUGCCGUUAUGAGUCCUUCUCCUGCUGUUAGUCCUAGUAUGGGCAGCGAGCCCUGGCCGAUGAUGUCACGUAAGACCACAUUGUCGCGCACGGCGAGCUUGCGUAACACCAGUCGCAGAUCCAGCAGAAUGUCUGGCUCAUCCACUGGCAUGUCGCCAGCUGCUCGCUUUCUCAGUGGCUGGGGUAGCAACUCUGAGUCCGCCGAGCCCAAGCCGGAUGACGAGGGACAGUCCAUCGGUAUCAACAAUGAAUAUGUCGUCGGUCGUCAGAUUGGUUCAGGAGGUUUCAGUGUCGUCAAGGAGGUCAUUGGUAUGGACGACAACGGUUGCAGAACGAAGCGUGCCGUCAAGAUUGUGCGCAGGACUGUCGCCAAUGUCAGUGAGGCUGAGAAUGACAAGGCUCAACAAGCUGUCGAAUACGAGAUUGGUAUCUGGCGCUAUCUGAACCAUCCUAAUAUCUUGCAACUCCACACGAGCUUCAUCACCGACUUUGCGACCUUCUGCAUCAUGGAUCUGGUCGAGAGCGGCUCUCUAUACGAUCUCAUCAGCGAGCUUCGCAACAAUGGCCAGAUGGGCUUGAAACCGGACCUUGCAAAGACGUACUCCCAUCAACUUGCUGCGGCACUGAGAUACAUGCACGCCGACGUUAGACUGGUUCAUCGAGAUGUCAAGCUCGAGAACUGCCUCAUCCAGAUAACACCCCAAGACGAUUGUGGCAAUCUCAAGCUAUGCGACUUUGGUCUGGCUAGUUUUGUCGAUGGCGAUGCAUCUGGCAUGACUGACAGCAUCCGAUCACUCGACUCUGACGACAACAAAGAACCUGCUGGAACUCUCGAAUAUCUGGCUCCUGAACUACUUGGCGGCUCCACACGCAAGGACUACUCGGCAGAUAUCUGGGCGUUCGGCGUUUGUGUUUACACCAUGGUCACGGGCAAGCGUCCAUUCCAGCAUACCAUUCAAUUCAAACUGGUCGAGCUUAUCGAAGGUGGUGACUGGAACAAGGAUCUAGUCAUGUCAUCUCUCGCCGGCCAGGUCGACUCCGAGGACAUCUGUGACCUGCUUUACGGUUGCUUGAACACCGAUCCUGACCUGAGAUGGACCAUAGCCGAUGUCAUGGACUGCAAGUGGUUCACCGGCCUUGUCGAUGUGGCAGCAGACUCAGAUUGGGAACACGUGAACAACACACAGACCUAG
This is a messenger RNA of Aureobasidium vineae, 1749 nucleotides long. Lineage: Eukaryota; Fungi; Ascomycota; Dothideomycetes; Dothideales; Saccotheciaceae. The record is from the annotation of a GenBank genome assembly.